Poecilia reticulata (guppy) is the source of this 1473-nucleotide messenger RNA. It is a transcript of the gene slc16a10, whose product is annotated as solute carrier family 16 member 10. The record is from RefSeq and is a predicted model, not a curated record. Gene Ontology annotation, biological process: transmembrane transport. NCBI's taxonomy places the organism in Eukaryota, Metazoa, Chordata, Actinopteri, Cyprinodontiformes, Poeciliidae. Gene Ontology annotation, molecular function: transmembrane transporter activity. Gene Ontology annotation, cellular component: basolateral plasma membrane.
AAUGGCUGAGUGCUGUUUAACUUUAGACUCACAUGAUGCUGCUGACCAAGCAAGCAGCAAAAGUACAGCUGUUUCCUCUGAUGGAGGCAGCUCCAGCUCUGCUAAAACUACCAAAAGCAUUUGUGGGUUCCCUCUCCAUGGGGAUGAUCUUCUUCUGCUCCCCCAUCGUCAGCAUCUUCACAGACAUCUUCGGCUGCAGGAUUACUGCAGUAGGUGGCGCUGCUGUCGGCCUGGUCGGCCUCCUGGCCAGCUCCUUCAUCAAGAGCCUUGAUGUGAUGUAUUUCACAUAUGGCAUUGUGUUCGCCUGCGGCUGCUCCUUUGCCUACCAGCCCAGCCUGGUCAUCCUGGGUCACUACUUUAAGAAGCGCCUGGGCCUGGUGAACGGCAUUGUGACGGCCGGCAGCGGCGUCUUCACCGUCACUUUGCCCUUCAUUCUGUCAAAGCUGCUGGAUGAAGUGGGCCUGCAAAACACUCUGCGUGUUUUAUGCAUUCUCAUGUUUGUACUGAUAUUAGCAGGCUUUACUUACAAGCCCCUGCUGCCAACCAAACCCGCCGAGACCCAAACAGGAUUCCGACUGAGUCGGCUCUUCAACAAGAACAUCUGGAAGUCUGUGGGAUACCGUAUUUGGGCCUUCGGAAUACCUGCUGCUCUUUAUGGGUAUUAUGUACCCUAUGUCCAUCUGAUGAAACACGUGCAGGAGCGCUUUGGGCCAACMGUAAACAAGGAGAUCCUGCUGCUGUGCAUCGGCAUCACGUCCUGCCUGGGCAGGUUCAUCUUCGGCAGCGUGGCGGACUUUGUGAAGGGAUCCAACAAAGUGUUCUUGCAGGUCCUUUCGUUCUUUAUCAUCGGCGUCAUGUCCAUGAUGAUCCCGCUGUGCAACAUCUUUGGAGGGCUGAUCGCCGUGUGCCUGCUGAUGGGGCUUUUUGACGGCUGCUUCAUCUGCAUCAUGGCGCCCAUCGCCUUUGAGCUGGUCGGAGCCAAAGAUGUCUCCCAGGCUAUCGGCUUCCUGCUCGGCCUGAUGUCCAUUCCCAUGGUUGCAGGUCCCCCGAUUGCAGGGUUCCUGAGGGACAAACUGGGCAGCUACGACAUGGCCUUCUAUCUGGCAGGCAUCCCCCCGAUCAUUGGGGGGAUCGUGUUGUGUCUUAUACCAUGGGUGGAGGCCAAGAACAGGAGGAAGCAAAAGAAGGAGGSCCUGAGCAAGGAGCAAGAUGUCAGCCAGAAGAUGAUAGAGCUUGAGAAGGCUCAGGAAGAUGCAAAAAACAAAAGAGGAGAUUCUGUCCUCUAAGGCCUUUCCACUGCCGCCUCCCCCAAAACAAACUGAAAGAGACAAUCAUUGGGUCAGCCUGGGGUCAGUGCUGAUCGGCAGUGUUAAAAUGCUGUUCCUUUGUUUGGUUUUUUUAGCCUUCAGUAUGAUGGAAUUCCAAAGCAAUGCAACAUAUCAAAGGUAAAGUGUUUGAACUAAUUUCAAGAUA